CACCGGCGACGGAUCUUCCUGAAACACGUUCCUCACGCAGAAGUCAGCCUAUCACAGGCGGCGAUACAUGGCCGGUAGCCGGAUGUACCCGUGGGGUAAUUAGCUACGUCAUUGUUCACCACCGGACACCCGCUGGAAAUAAGAAAUGGAUUUAAAAAUGGUAUUAACGUGUUCAUAACAGUACAGCUUGAAAAAUUUUCUGUCUGUCCCAAAAGCAGCUAUGAACAAUGACCAUAGUUGACAGAUCGUCAGAGAAGUCUGACCACGAGUCAGUCGGGUUUAACCGAUCCUCCUUCGCCAGUGGAGACGUGGGGAUGGAUGGCAGUUGUUCCAGCAGCUGGGCUGUGGGUCCCACAAUGUCAAGUGACUCUCCCAGGCUCAAGUCUCCAGGAGGCUGUCUGGGUCCGACCCCUGGUGCUGCUGUCUACAAUAGCACUCCCUCCUCUAUGGACCGGCCCAAGGACCAAGUUCUAAGCAGUGGGGAUGGGAUAGACUCGCCCCAGAAGGUCCUGUUCCAUCCAGAGCGGCUCAGCCUGAAGUGGACCCAGGUCCACCGUGUUGGUGCUGGCCUGCAGAACAUGGGCAACACCUGUUUCCUCAACUCAGCCCUGCAGUGUCUCACCUACACCCCCCCACUGGCCAACUACAUGCUGUCAAGGGAGCACUCCAAAACAUGCCACGAACCGGGGUUCUGUAUGAUGUGCACCAUGCAAAACCACGUCAUCCAGGUUUUUGCCAACUCUGGCAAUGUCAUUAAACCCAUCGGCGUCCUCAAUGAGCUCAAGAGGAUUGCAAAGCACUUCCGCUAUGGAAGCCAGGAGGAUGCACACGAGUUCCUGCGAUACACAGUGGACGCUAUGCAAAAGUCCUGCUUACCUGGAGCCAAAUUGGACCGGCAAACGCAGGCAACCACCUUCAUCCAUCAGGUUUUUGGCGGGUACCUUCGCUCUAGAGUGAAAUGUUUAAACUGUAAGUCUGUCUCUGACACAUUUGACCCUUUUCUGGAUAUCACUCUGGAAAUUAAGACGGCUCCCAGCGUCUCCAAAGCUCUGGAGCAGUUUGUGAAGCCGGAGCAGCUGGAUGGUGAAAACGCUUACAAAUGCACCAAGUGCAAAAAAAUGGUCACAGCCUCAAAGAGAUUCACCCUCCAUCGCAGCCCCAACGUGCUCACCCUGUCACUCAAACGAUUUGCAAACUUCACAGGAGGAAAAAUCACAAAGGAUGUUAAAUAUUCAGAAUACCUGGACCUGCGGCCCUUCAUGUCUCAGUCUCAAGGGGAGGCCCAGGUCUACGGGCUGUAUGCUGUUCUGGUCCACUCUGGAUUCAGCUGUCAUGCUGGACACUACUUCUGCUAUAUUAAGGCUAGCAACGGUCAGUGGUAUCAGAUGAACGACUCCUCUGUGUCUGUGAGCGACAUCCGGUCUGUCCUCAACCAGCAGGCCUACGUUCUCUUCUACAUCAAGUCCUCUGAUGUGAAGAAAACGGCAGACUACGGUAACUUAGGUCACAAUAACCCCGGCGUCUGUGGCCAGUCGUCUCCAAGGCCUGUGGCGGCCCCGCGCGUCCACAACAGCCUGGGCUUCAUUGGCCCCCAGUUACCACCUCACAUGACCAAGAGCUCUCCCCAUGUGAACGGGAAUGGAUCUCUGAAGGAAUAUCCCUCCAGUUCCAAGGCUGGAACCAGCAGCAGUGCAGUCGGAAAGCCCGGCCACGGACCGGCCACUUCCUCCAUUUCCCACUCCGUCAGCCGCCCUACAGCGAUCCCAGAGCAGGAGAAGCGACAGAAGCUCUCAUUUUUCAUCGGGCAGGGCAAACAGAACCGACCCUACUCUUCAUCUUACAGCCAGCCGUCCUCUGCCAGCAGCUCCUCCUCUUCCUCACAAUCUACCUCAGAGGUUUGCUUCGUUCCGCGUCAGCUGAACCAUGUUAAUGGCACGUCUUGCAGCAAUGGGGAUCACUCCAACGAGAACGGAUCGUCUUUCCUUGUUCCGUACAGCCAAGAGUCUUCGGAAGAAUCGGAUCAGGAGAACUGUGGCUCUGUGGAAAAUGGCUGCUUAUCCAAGGGUCCGUCUAUGGAAAAUAACACGGAAAGUAUGUGUUCUGCUAAAAAACCCGAUGGUGAUUCAGAAGUGCAUCAGAACGGCCGUGAAGUAAAUGGACCAACACAAGGAGUCUCUAAACCCACCCAGAACGGGCACGCUCACGGACACCCCGGUGUGAACGGACACAGCACACUUGAAGAGAGCUGCGUCGGUAACCACAGCAGCCCAUCCUCCAUCAGCACUAACGGACUCAGCACUGACCACAGUCAACUAAACAGAGAAAGGCCAGACCCUGCUUCAUCCCAGGCCAGUUCUUCCCAGGACGUUCAACCUGCUGCUAAAGAAAGCGGGCUCUUUCCUGCUGCCGACUCCAGGGCUAAAACAUCGUCUGAACCUCUGCCUCACCACGCACCAUCUUCUGCUGCCAGCUCCCCACCUCCAGCUACAAACGGUGUUCUCUCCCAGCAUCUUGAGAAGACAACGGUUUUAUCCUCACAGGCAGAUGGCUGCCAAAGCUCCAGGGGGUUGGGUGUUCCUCAGAAGGCUAGCAGAAGUGAGGAUGAAUCCAAGGAUUCCCCACAGACCAACGGUCCAUCAGCAGGAACUGAAGGACCAAUGGAAAGUGAAGGGAUGUCUAAACCCAGCUCUAGAGGUAACAAAAGGCCGCUGUCCCCAGACAAGGAGAGGCACAGAUCCUACUCUGACUUUGACAGAGACAGACACUACAGAAGCAGGAGUCCAACCAGAGAUGCUCACAGUGACCGUCAUCGGUACAGGCGGGACCACAGGAAUCACUACCGCCCUUACAGGGAUCGGUUAGCCCCUCCUGAGCAUAAAUACAGAGACUGGGAGCAUGAGCGUCGCCGAGACCGAACCGUCCCUCACCACUGGGAUCAUGAGCAGGGCAGACGCUCUUAUUACUACAGCCACCACCGAUUUGAUGUGGUCCACGAGCAGAGGGGACACCCCUACCGCGAUGACUCCCACAGUCGGUGGAGGUGGCAGCAGUACAGUCGAGAGUCCAGAGCUACAAAGGACAAAAGAAACGGCCGGGACAAAGACUAUUACCGCUCAAAGGAGAGGAGCUCUUCCCCCGCUGUAACAAACAAGUCCAAGCCCCCCCUCCCACAGGCUCGCCCCUCCCACUGCGAGUCAUCUCUGAAGAAGGAGGAGCAGAGGGACAGCAGGUCUGCUGAUCACACCAGGAAGGAGAGGGACAACAGCUCUGAGGCUCACCGCUCCAAAAGACAUAAAAAAAGCAAGAAGAAGUCUAAAGAUAAAGAGCGGCAUCACAAGAGCGGCUCAGACGUAGACUCGGACCGAGUCACUGACACACGAAAAAAGAAGAAAAAGAAGAGGAGGCACCGGGACAGCGACUCCGAGCCAAGGAGUCCAGACGCAGCUCGAGGUCACAACAGCAGGAGCAGUGAAGAAGGGGAGAGUCGUAAACGGCAUCACUCUCAGAUGAAGGACUCUAAAUACGACCGUGGCUUUACACCCGAAAAACGCAGCCGCACAGACUUCAGCGAGGACCGCCUACUCCUUCCACACCACAACCCGCCUCCAGACGAUACACCUCACCACCACCUGAACAGAUACACAGGAAACGGUUCCAGCAGAACCGGCAGCAACUCCAAUGGUUACAAACACUGAUCUACGCAUCUAAACCAUCUGACAACAGCAGAGGAAUGAUAUCCAGAACUUUCUGACGUGGUGCUUCUUCACUGGAAAUGAAACAUUUUACCAGAACAAGUGUUUUAAAUGUGCAAAUAUACCUUCGUCUGUUUUGUUUUCUCACCAUAACUCUUCUAAGGUCUAAAAGAAAACCAUCAGUUCUGAUGACAGAUAUUAAUAUAUAUAUACCAGUUUGAAUACAAACAAAGCCUGGAGCUUAAAUAUCUCAGUUGCUGCUCAGUGGAACUCAGGACUUGUGAACUUUCUACCAUCACCCAGUUUUCCAUCUGCUUCAGACCAGAGUGAAGCUAAGGGAGACGUGCGAUGCAGCGUGCUGAGUGAAGGUGUAGGAUGUCACCGUAUCUGCAGAGCUGCCAUGUUUUAGGUUUUAUUUGUUGUUGACCCCGCUGCGUGUGGGCAGAUGUUUAUGAAUGAGGCAGACAAGUGCGGUGCUGACUGACACCACCAUGGGAACCCUGGACAGACUUGAGGACAUUUCUCAGAUUUUGUUGAUGUUUUUGUUGUUGUUUUAAACGCAUCUUGGUGUUUGACGCCUAAGAUUCACUUUUUAAAACGGUCUGCAGAGCUCUCUCCGUCUGCUUCUUUCCUCCUCUUCUUUUCAUGCAUUCCAUGAUGCAUUCAAAAAAGUUUUUUAAUCAUGGCUGUGGACCAUUGUUAGACCUUUAUUUUGUUAACGACACAUACAGUUUGUUUCUUCUAGUAUCAACAAAAAAUACUGUGAAUUUGAUUUGAACUGUAUUAUCAGUUACUCUUCUAAAAAUCCUGCAUCAGGAUUCUUUUGUUUUUAGGGAUCUUGUGUUAAUUUUGACGAUGUUCUCUGGAGGUUAGUCAGUAGUGAGUAUGAUUAGCCUGAACGAGUUUCCUUUCAAUUUCUCAACCCUAGACAGGCUGAGAAAACUGCUCUUCUACCUUUCUGUUAGCAUGUCUGAAUUUAUACGUUGUAUAAGGUAAAGGCCUUAAAUGCAUUUGUUAAUGUCAGAAAUUGUAAUUCUUUUGUCCUUGGACUUUGUUUACAAUCUGUGUUGAUGAAUGAAAAACGGUGGUUGAGA
Messenger RNA from Nothobranchius furzeri (turquoise killifish), 4786 nucleotides. RefSeq names its product ubiquitin specific peptidase 42 (gene usp42). Gene Ontology annotation, molecular function: cysteine-type deubiquitinase activity. Gene Ontology annotation, biological process: protein deubiquitination; regulation of apoptotic process. Lineage: Eukaryota; Metazoa; Chordata; Actinopteri; Cyprinodontiformes; Nothobranchiidae. The record is from RefSeq and is a predicted model, not a curated record. Gene Ontology annotation, cellular component: cytosol; nucleus.